AUGCCUCAUAACCAUGGAAAGGCUAUCGGAAAUGACGGUUUGCUAUUGAGCCAUUCAAUCCUAGGUACCUUUGUGUUCGGGCUCGGGUUGUGGUGGUGGAUCAGUGCCGUUCGCCGACGCUACAGCACCAUACGUCGUCCGAAUUGGAAGUACGAAGCAACAGUUUCCAUUGAGUCUGGAUGUUGCCCAAAUCUCAUUGGUGAAGGACUGGUAAAGUUGUCCUUAUGUUCCAUUGGAUUGGCCGCUGAAGCUGUUAGUGUACACAUGGGACGUCAUCCGACAUACACUCACUACCCCUUCUACACGGCCAUGCUGAUUGCGGCCCUGGUGGAUAUCUUACAGUCAACCAUGCUAUUUCUACCAGAUAGAGUGGACUAUAUGUGCCAUUUACUGCCUUUUGUACUUCAGGCCUAUUAUUUGCGAGCCCAGGCCUAUGACCAACCCCACGUGACCGCCACUAGUCGUCUAAUAUCCAGUUACUUGGGCGUUUUGGCGGCAGUCGGGAUAGCAGGCGAAAUGGAAUUUCGCAAUACUUUCCUUUUCAGCUGGACCAAGUGUCUGAUUGUGAUGGUUUCAGGAGCCUGGACAUGGCAGAUGGCCAUAAUCCUUGAUCCAAAAGCAGGCCACGCAUGGAAUGAGGAAAGCCAUGAGAAUGUAAUGUAUACUGCUAUUGCAGUUGUAUGGCUAAUGUUUGGUGUCGCUGUUCUUCAGCUUGUUACCCUUCUCAUUGGGGCCAAAUGUUCCGGAGUGACACCAGAUUGGACAGGUGCUCAGGGCAGCGCCGAUGGUCACCGGAGUUCCUGCAGUGCGAAUCUACGACAUGACAUACAGUACACAAAGUUGCUGACAGAAGAACCCUCCGAGGAAUGA
This is a messenger RNA of Opisthorchis viverrini, 870 nucleotides long. RefSeq lists its product as hypothetical. NCBI's taxonomy places the organism in Eukaryota, Metazoa, Platyhelminthes, Trematoda, Opisthorchiida, Opisthorchiidae. Bases 1 to 870 code for a protein of 289 amino acids. The transcript has a single exon. The record is from RefSeq and is a predicted model, not a curated record.